Peronospora farinosa is the source of this 534-nucleotide messenger RNA. Lineage: Eukaryota; Oomycota; Peronosporomycetes; Peronosporales; Peronosporaceae. The record is from the annotation of a GenBank genome assembly.
AUGAAGAACGGAGUCUGCACACUGAGCGCGACGGUACUGGAGGCGCAUGCGCUGGGGAACACCAAGAUGUUUGACGUUAGGGUCGUCUGUAUGGGCAAGAGGACGUCGGUCUACAAGAGCAAGGAGGAUUUUAAGAGUGUACUGAAUAUGUUUCGCCUUGUGGGUGCCAUGAGUCGUGGCAAGAGCGACCGUUGCGAAGUCUGUGUCGCCUGCAGCGCCAUGAGCCCCCUGCGCAUAUGUGACGAGGACUCGCUCGACACGUUUCUGUCCAACGUGCUGGCUAAAUUGCGAAAGGCUGAGCCUGACGCCAUUGAACAAUGCAGUACGCACCGUGGCGUUGUGCAGAUUCUCAUGAAUUUUCUGAACGUGCGCAAUGGCAAGUACUUUUGCGAGCUGACACCUGAAAUGGAAAAAGAGCUGUCGCCUACGAACCACCAGCUACAGGACAAGUUGGAUUUGGAUCAUCCGGUUUCCCGGUGCUCACUAAACCGAACGUUGUCGGAGCAGUUUGCGGCUAGGGACUCGGUGUGCUAG